CCUUUUCCAUGUGGCCGCCAUACUGAUUAAGCAAUCAUGCCGCGAGUGCCACUAGUAGCUAGUAAGACCUACACAACUCCCAGACGUCCCUUUGAGAAGGAGCGUUUGGAUCAGGAGUUGAAACUUAUCGGAGAAUAUGGUCUAAGAAACAAGCGUGAAGUAUGGCGUGUAAAGUACACCUUGACCAAAAUCAGGAAAGCUGCUCGAGAGCUGCUCACCCUGGAUGAGAAGGACACCAAGCGACUCUUUGAAGGUAAUGCUCUGCUGAGAAGAUUGGUACGUAUUGGUGUGUUGGACGAAACCAAGAUGAAGCUCGAUUACGUGCUUGGUCUCCGUCUGGAAGAUUUCUUGGAGCGUCGUCUGCAAACACAGGUGUUCAAGCUGGGAUUGGCCAAGAGCAUCCAUCAUGCCCGUGUGUUGAUCAGGCAAAGACACAUCAGAGUAAGGAAGCAGGUAGUGAACAUCCCUUCCUACAUGGUCCGAUUGGACUCCCAGAAACACAUUGACUUCUCCCUGAGGUCUCCAUACGGUGGUGGACGUCCAGGCCGUGUAAAGAGGAAGAACAUGAAGAAGGGCAGUGGUGGAGGCGGAGAUGAAGAUGAGGAUUAAACUAUAUGAUCUCGGCCAAUAAACCUGUGAAUACAAA
Pecten maximus is the source of this 646-nucleotide messenger RNA. Its product is annotated as 40S ribosomal protein S9. The coding region runs from base 37 to 609 and encodes 190 amino acids. The transcript is spliced from 5 exons. Gene Ontology annotation, cellular component: cytosolic small ribosomal subunit. The record is from RefSeq and is a predicted model, not a curated record. Lineage: Eukaryota; Metazoa; Mollusca; Bivalvia; Pectinida; Pectinidae. Gene Ontology annotation, biological process: translation; positive regulation of translational fidelity. Gene Ontology annotation, molecular function: rRNA binding; structural constituent of ribosome.